AUGAAUAACAAAUUGCCAACUGUUCUAAAAUCACCUGAUAUUGUCGAAUAUGAUAUUAUUGAACAUAUAGACUGCGAAAACAAUAAUAUAAUACAAACAAACAAAAUAUGUCACAGUGUGCAGAAUAUUCGAAAAUCACCUGAGUUGGAUGAGAGUAAUAAUAUGGAAGAUGAUAAUUUUAGCGGUACUGACAAUGAUUAUAGUCCUUCGGAGGAAGAGUGUAGUGAUUCGGAAGAGUAUGCUUCAAUGGAAAAUUGCGUUCAUUCAGAUCAGGAUUUAUCUCCAGAUAGUGAAUAUGAAGAAGCUACAGAAGAUGACAUUUUAGUCACGGACGAAACAUUACCCGGCACGCAAGCUAAAGAUCACGAUGAGUGGGAAAAUAUAUCGGAAAGUCCCAUAACUUUUAAUGAAUUCGCUGGAGAAUGUACGUUUAAUUUACCCCCGUUUGUGGGAGUUACACCUGAAGAUAUAUACAAGAUGUUUGUUACAGAUGAGAUGAUUGAUAUAAUGGUAUCUGAAACAAAUGCUUACGCACAAAAGUAUAUACAAAUAAAUCAACAAAAUAUGAAACGUAAUUCACGCAUGACAAAAUGGAGUGACACCAGUUCUCAGGAAAUGAGAACAUUUUUGGCUGUUUUAAUGGCAAUGGGUUUGUGUAGAGUUCCUAAUUUAAAUUUAUACUGGAGCAGAAACAAAUUGUAUCGAAACGAAUUUAUUUCUUCAGUAAUGACAAGAGACAGAUUUUUAUUGCUACUUAAAUGCUGGCAUGUCAGUGAUGUAAGUAAUGAAGACCAAACUGACAAACUAUAUAAAAUUAGAAAUAUGUUCACAAAGAUUACAGAAAACUUUCGACGUAUUGCAAAUCCUGGAAAGUAUGUGGUAAUCGAUGAAACCAUGAUACCAUGGAGAGGAAGACUAGGUUUUCGCCAAUACAUAAAAAACAAAUCACACCGGUACGGCGUAAAGCUUUAUAAGCUUUGCACUCCCGAAGGUUAUACUUCUGAGUUAGAGGUUUAUACAGGGAAAAAAAAUCAGAAAAAAGAAUUAGAACACAGUAAAAAAGUAGUGUUAAGAUUGAUGACAAAUCUGACAGAAAUGGGUAGAAUCGUAAUAGUAGACAAUUACUACACUUCGUUGGGCCUGGCAGAAGAUCUUCUAUCACAAAAAACAUUUUUAUGUGGAACACUUAAUAAAAUACGGAAAUAUCUGCCAAAGCAAGUUACUAGUUACAAAUUGCAGAAAGGCGAAAUUAUUGGAAAAAUGAACAAAAAGGGCGUAAAGGUAAUGAAAUGGAUGGAUAAACGGAAUGUUUUGAUGUUGACUACGUGCAAAGAUCACGAUGAUAACCUGAUAGAUACUGGAAAAAAGAAGAGAGGAACCGACGAAUGCAUAAAAAAACCGGGAUGUGUUUUGCUGUACAAUAAAACAAAAAAAGGCAUUGACUUUUCUGACCAGAUGUCUUCUUAUUAUACAACUUUGAAGAGAGGAAUCAAAUGGUGGAGAAAAGUUGUAAUGGAACUAAUAUUUGGUACGGCGCUAAUUAAUGCCUGGAUUGUGUUUAAUUCAAUCCAAACUGAUGGAAAAAAGUUACCAAAAAGACUCUUUGUGGAGAAACUUAUAGAAUCUUUAAUUAAAAAGAAAUCGAUGAGACCCCAGCACCUGAAAGCGCACGCCAUUGCCUCGAAAAGGGUGAAAAAAGGAGAAGAUGUGUUGGUUGUUACCAAAAACUACGCACAUUUUUACCAUCUCGUGAAGCUGAUAAAAAAUCCAAAAAGAUUUUGA
Messenger RNA from Parnassius mnemosyne (clouded apollo), 1782 nucleotides. NCBI's taxonomy places the organism in Eukaryota, Metazoa, Arthropoda, Insecta, Lepidoptera, Papilionidae. The record is from the annotation of a GenBank genome assembly.